AUGCUGGGCCUCGACCUCUCCGCGGAACGCGCUGGACGGGCGGCCAGGGCCCAAGUCUCGGGAGCUGACGAGCUGGGCAACUCUGCGGCGGCCUCGGGGCACGAAAGGGCCCUUUGCGUCCUCUUCCAAGGCCUCCCGACGGGUUGUGCCCCGUGGCCGCUCCCUCAGCCCUUUAAGCUCCUAGGAAUUUUAGAUGUUGAAAACAUUCCCUGUGCACGGGAUUCGAUAUUAUAUGGUUCAUUUGGAUCUGUUGUGGCUGGACUUGGACAUUUUUUGUUAACUAGUAGAAUUAGAAGAUCAUGUGAUGUUGCAGUGGGAGGAUUUAUCUUGGUGACUUUAGGAUGCUGGUUUCCCUGUAGGUAUAAUCAUGCAAAGCAAAGAAUCCAGGAAAGAAUUGCCAGAGAAGGAAUUAAAAACCAGAUUUUAUAUGAAAGCACCCACCUUGAUCCUCAAAGAAAACAAAUCAGCAGCAGCAGCAGCAGCAACUGAACAACUCUGAGCAUAAAAAUUCAAAACAUCUCCCUCAAGUCAGUGUGAGCAUUGGGACCAGCCACAUAUUAUGUACAAUAAAACUCAAAUAAAUUAUGUGUAAAUUGCA
Messenger RNA from Ictidomys tridecemlineatus (thirteen-lined ground squirrel), 598 nucleotides. The record is from RefSeq and is a predicted model, not a curated record. Lineage: Eukaryota; Metazoa; Chordata; Mammalia; Rodentia; Sciuridae.